UGGGGAUUCUUACUUUUGAAGAGAAGAAGUUUCUGCUGGCUGUGGAGAGAGGGGAUGUGGCGAGCACGGGCAGGAUGCUUGAGAACUGCAAAGACACGGGGCAGAUAAAUAUCGACUGUGUUGACCCUUUAGGUCGCUCAGCACUUCUCAUGGCAAUCGACAAUGAAAACCUGGAGAUGGUUGAACUUCUUCUUGAGAAUAAGAGUUGGGAAGCUAUACCUAGUGAUACUGCCACCUUUACUCCUGAUAUAACUCCGUUAAUAUUGGCGGCCCACACAGAUAACUACGAAGUGAUUAAAAUCCUGUUGGAUAGAGGAGCUGUUCUUCCAAUGCCUCACGACAUCAGGUGCGGGUGCGAGGAAUGUUCAACGUCUAGAAGUGAAGAUAGUUUGAGACAUUCAAGAUCUAGAAUAAAUUCAUACAAGGCCCUUGCAUCUCCUUCCCUCAUAGCUCUUUCAAGCAAGGAUCCUAUUUUGACGGCUUUCGAAUUAUCCUGGGAACUCAGAAGACUAGCUUUUGCUGAACACGAGUUUAAAAGUGAAUAUUUGGGAUUGCGGAAACAGUGCCAAAACUUCGCAACUGCACUUCUUGAUCAUACAAGGAGUAGUCAGGAACUAGAGAUUUUACUUAACCAUGAUCCAUCAGGACCAGAAUACAAGCAUGGUGAGAGAAUGCAUUUGAAUAGACUGAAGCUAGCAAUCAAGUAUAGACAGAAAAAGUUUGUAGCACAUCCAAAUGUUCAACAAUUACUUGCGUCCAUAUGGUAUGAAGGACUUCCUGGAUUUAGACAAAUGAAUAUGGUGCUCCAGGCAUUAGAGGUCUGCAGAAUUGGUUUAUUAUUUCCUUUUUUCUCCAUCACAUACAUUAUUUGCCCUUGGAUUAGGAUGUCUCAGAUGAUGAGAAAACCUUUUAUCAAAUUUAUUUGCAACUCUGCCUCAUACUUCACAUUUUUAUUUUUGUUAAUACUGGCGUCUCAGCGGAUAGAAGAUAUGAUUGGUUGGGAGUUUAAUUCUAAUGCAACUAAACGGGGUGCUUCGCCUUCCCUUGUAGAAUCCUUUAUUCUCGCCUGGGUUGCAGGUUUGAUCUGGAGCGAGAUCAAACAGCUAUGGGAUGUAGGGAUGCGAGAGUAUAUCAGUGAUAUGUGGAAUGUUGUGGACUUUAUAACAAACUCCUUAUACGUUGCAACAAUAGCGCUUCGCCUCGUGGCUUACUACGAUGUUCAAACAGAACUGGCGUUAGGGGUAGAUACUCUGGAACUACCUAGAGAGCAAUGGGAUGCUUGGGAUCCUACUCUUAUAUCAGAGGUUUCUUUGAGCCGGAUGGUUAUGGAUAUCAUGAAGUUCUGUGCUCUCUAUAUUCUAGUUCUUUUUGCCUUCUCCUGUGGAAUGAACCAGCUGCUAUGGUACUAUGCUGAAUUAGAAAAACAGAAAUGUGUAGAAGAUUCAGGGAAUAACAACAUUACAACCAUUGAAAACCUGACGGGAGGAAGGAAAAAUAACAGGAUGGCGUAUGAGAAGAAUGAUAAGAUUGUUGUAGAGAUAAACCAUUGUCUUGCAUACAGAAGAUUUGAAAAUAUUUGGGAAACCUCGCAGACUCUAUACUGGGCUUCCUUCGGCCUAGUGGACCUCGACAAUUUCGAGUUGACCGGCAUCAAGGAGUUUACCAGAUUCUGGGGACUGUUAAUGUUUGGCACAUUCUCGAUCAUAAACAUCAUAGUUCUGUUGAACCUGCUGAUCGCCAUGAUGAAUCACUCCUACCAACUCAUCUCCGAGAAGGCGGAUACUGAGUGGAAAUUUGCGAGGAGUAAACUGUGGAUUUCCUAUUUCGAGGAAGGCGGAACUGUUCCUCCAUUAUUUAGAGGUACAUACUUGAAGUUGUGUGGAUCUAGUACCAAAAUGAAGAAAGAACAUCUCCAGACGAGAAAAGUGAAGCAAGCUAGUGAACGGGAUAUAAAGUAUCAGACGAUAAUGCGUAAUCUGGUGAGACGGUAUGUGACGCAAGAACAACGCAAGGCUGAGAACGAGGGGGUGACAGAGGACGACGUGAACGAGAUCAAGAAUGAUAUUUCUGCCUUCAGAUUCGAAUUGAUCGAGAUCAUGAGAGCGUCAGGGAUGAAAACUCAGGGAGCUUCAGGGCCGUCAGGGCCUGGAGGGAAAAAGAAUCGGCAAAAGGAGAGAAGAUUGAUGAAAGGAUUCCAUCUAUCCACAGGAGCCUCUACAACAGCCGGACCUUCCCCCGCAUCCACCCCUGCUAACCCCUGCAACGAUAAGAGGAGUAGUCUCAACACAGAGAUAUCUAUAGAUAUGACUAAACGACCAGCUAGUAAAGGUGGUUUCAGCAGAAUAGCAAGAUUAGUUGGAUCAGGAAAUGGGGGACAAAGCCAGGCCUCAGAGGAGAGACAUCAUGCAGAGGCCCCAAUGGCGACCACGGCAGCGGCGGCUGACUCUGAUUCUGGCAAAAAGUGGGGAAAACUGAGUCUCACAGAUGCCAUCAAAACUGCAAAAGUUCCACGAUUAAUGCGAGGACAGAGAGGAAACUCUAGUGAGGAAUCCAGGGGCUCCCUGGAGGAGGGAGGAGACAAUACUCUUCCGAGAACCCGGAGUAGGAAGGAUAAGUACCUGAAACCAAGAACAGCAGCAGGAGCAGGAGAUUUAGGGGCUCCUGGAGCCGGGGAUCCAGGAACUCCUGGAGCCGGGGAUCCAAGUGCUCCUGGAGAACCUGGAGGAGACAAUAAAGAUCAUCUUCAAGUUCUCACUCAUACUCCACCAGGAGGGGUGGAAACCAUUAAUGAGACGGUUUCUAACAAAUCAUUUGGAAAUGAGCCAAACAUGCGGAGCAGUGGUAGGCUCCAGAGAACUAAUAGAAUUGAUGACGACGAUUCCGGGUCUAAGUCAAGUCAGUCACGAACCGCCCGUUCCUCAACUAAGUCAGUAAAUGGACAAAAUGAAGUGCUCAAAAGUUCUGAAAAGAGCUGGGACCGGUUGGAUCUAAUGAAAGAAGAUGGUUCCCUCCAACCUUUAUUAGGUUCGGAUCAAGGUUUUAGCUCUGGGUUAGGUCCUUCCUCACCCUACCGAGGCCCGGAGAGACGACCUAACACUGGGUUGGGAUUGACCACUCCUCUCCUAGGUCCGGAGAGACGUCCUACUCCAGGUUUGGGAAGUAUAUCUCAACCUGCCAGCUUUCACAGCAAUGUUCCCGGUCUUCAACCAAUGUCUACUAGCAGGUUAUAUCUAGGAGCUAUCCAGGUUCUAUCUAGGUUCUACAGCAUUACUCUGUCCAAUGUCCAUAUUGUAUUUAACUAGGGAAAGCAUGAAAAGACAUUUUUUAGAUGUUAUAAAGUUAAAAAUGCAAGGUUUGUAUUUAAAAAAUUGGCCAUUGAUAGAACAUGGGGUUGUUUUAUAAAUGAACAUUUGUUUUAAACAUCGACCAGUUCAUAAUUAACUUUUAACCCUACUACGAUUGACCCCCCCCCCCUCUGAAAAAUAAAAAUGGAUGUUAUAAGCAUAUGU
Messenger RNA from Eurytemora carolleeae, 3509 nucleotides. RefSeq names its product transient receptor potential-gamma protein. Lineage: Eukaryota; Metazoa; Arthropoda; Copepoda; Calanoida; Temoridae. The record is from RefSeq and is a predicted model, not a curated record. Gene Ontology annotation, cellular component: cation channel complex; membrane. Gene Ontology annotation, molecular function: store-operated calcium channel activity; inositol 1,4,5 trisphosphate binding; protein binding. Gene Ontology annotation, biological process: calcium ion transmembrane transport; manganese ion transport; regulation of cytosolic calcium ion concentration. The transcript is spliced from 33 exons. The coding region runs from base 75 to 3302 and encodes 1075 amino acids.